CUUUGGCCUAGGCUCAGUGACACAAGUAUGCUGAAAGAACGAGGAGUACUUGUGGCACCUUAGAGAUUAACAGAUUUGAGCAUAAGCUUUCAUGGGCUAAAACCCACUUCAUCGGAAACAAGUAUGCUGAGUGUGUUGCUGUAACCUCUGUUCUUGCAGGCAGCUGUAUUAGUACUUGCCUCUGCUUAUUACAUUUUGUAUUUCCACUGGCCUGAAAGGAGCUGGUUACAGUUCUGGCUGGUGACGUACCAAGAUCAAGGAGCUUCCAAACCCUGUCUUCUCUGAGCAUGACUGCACUGCCGAAUAAUACAGGGAUGAAUUCAUAGAAGAUAGAGAGAAAAGAGCUGUUAGAUCAAGUGCUCCAUCUUUCUGCAGAGCAGGGAAGCUAGUGUCCUUUACCCAGGUUGCUGCCCAUGCAAGAGACAAGCCUGGUUUUCAUGGCCCCAUCCUGAACCUCCAGAGUCCAAGCAGCCCCAGUGUCUUUGUGGACAGCGCCACAUCAUAAGGUGGCAACAUGUCUCAGAGAUGGCAACCUCAGCACUGCCCAGAAAAUGCAGUUGACCACUGGAAGGAAGUAUGUGAAGUUUAUUUCUAAACAAGAUGGUGUCUGGAGGACCAAAUAAACUUUUGUGGACCACUGAAGCCGAAAGAUUUAAUUACAUGACAUUAUUUUUGUCUCUUCACCGUGUGGUUCAGUACUAAGUCAACGUUGCUUUAUGUUAAGACCAAACAGUAGUCUCCUGACAUCAACAUGUCAUCUGUAACAAACACUCAGACUCUGGUGGGUUUUGAUCCUCCUGUCCUUGAGGAAAAGUCAAAGGGGAAAUCAUUAUUUCAGUUGGGCCCCCUCUUUGCUAGCAGGAGUGAGAAAUUUGUGAUUGCCAGGAGUGACAGUGUACCAGAAGAAAAUGUACUGAAAAUAACCAUCACCGAGACUACAGUCAUUGAGUCUGACUUGGGCAUCUGGAAUUCUCAUGCUCUGAUCUACCUCACAUUGUGGUUUUUCUUCAGCUUUUGUACCCUUUUUCUUAACAAAUACAUUCUUUCACUGCUGGAAGGAGAGCCCAGCAUGCUAGGUGCUGUUCAGAUGCUUUCAACCACUUUCAUUGGCUGUAUAAAAAUGUUUGUUCCAUGUUGUUUGUACCAGCACAAAACACGUCUCUCUUACCCUCCCAAUUUCAUCAUGACAAUGCUGUUUGUUGGACUGAUGAGGUUUGCAACAGUGGUUUUAGGUCUAGUGAGCUUGAAAAAUGUGGCUGUUUCAUUUGCUGAAACAGUUAAAAGCUCUGCACCUAUUUUUACUGUCAUUAUGUCCCGGAUGAUUUUAGGGGAAUACACUGGAUUGCUGGUGAAUCUGUCUCUCAUUCCUGUCAUGGGAGGAUUAGCUCUAUGUACAGCCACUGAAAUCAGUUUCAACAUUCUGGGUUUUUCGGCAGCUUUGUCUACUAACAUCAUGGACUGUUUGCAAAAUGUUUUUUCCAAAAAGCUGCUCAGUGGAGACAAAUAUAGGUUUUCUGCUCCAGAACUUCAGUUUUACACAAGUGCUGCUGCAGUUAUUAUGCUCAUUCCAGCUUGGAUAUUUUUCAUGGAUGUGCCAGUGAUUGGGAAAAGUGGAAGGCGUUUCAGUUACAACCAAGAUGUCAUUGUACUGCUCCUAAUAGAUGGAGGCUUGUUCCAUUUGCAGAGUGUUACAGCAUAUGCCUUGAUGGGAAAGAUUUCUCCUGUAACUUUCAGUGUUGCUAGUACAGUGAAGCAUGCGUUGUCAAUCUGGCUAAGUAUUAUUGUGUUUGGUAACAAAAUUACAAGCCUCUCAGCCAUUGGGACAGUUCUAGUAACAAUUGGCGUUUUGCUAUAUAACAAGGCAAAACAACAUCAGCAAGAAACAAUACAAAGCCUGGCAGUGGCAGCCCCACAACCCUCACAGAGCACAACUGAAGAUACCAAGCCACUAAUAUCCAAGGAUUUAAAGCCAUAUGAUUGAUACGGCUCUUAAUUCUUCCACCACAACCUGACACAACUCAGAGGAACUUUGUCUUAAAUGGAUGCUACCCAAGCUGUUGACAAUGCUUGGUUUCUUUGAAUUCACAACAGGUGAAAGAAUGGACUUUGCUGCAGAGAGGGGGAAAAAAGGAGAAGAUCCUAUAAGCCCUGGUUUACUAGAAACUGACAUGUAGAACAGAAGACCAAGAGUAAUCCAGCAUGGUAAACAUUGGCUUCAUACUCCUUCCUUGACUCUGCAAAUAAAUAACAAGACUAUAUUGGAGAUAAAACUUCAGUGUCAGAUGGAAAAAUAACUUGUACCCCAGCCCCACCAAAGUAAUGUGAUAACAUGACCCAUCCCUGUUUUCUGCAUGCUUGCAGUAGGAUGAAACUAGUGCAUAGGAAAAAGAUGUCUAGUUGCCACUUUUCGUAAACAUCCUAGACUGUUUGUGUGUGUGGUGAGGAUCUGGAAGAAAGCACUUUGAAAGACAAAAUCAGUCAUUUUUGUUUACACAGCUGUUAGUGUAAACUAUGAAUAUGAGCAGCUACUCUUGAGUAUAAAGCCAGCAAAGAGAAUUUGUGCUUUCCUUUGAAAUUUUCUAACAACUGGAGCAUUGCAGUUUGCCUGGGUGCCGACCAUAUUCAUGUGUCUGCAAAACUGAAACACACACACAUGCCUAUAUACUAGGAGUCAACACAAAUAAGUAUAGUUGCUAUCAGGCAAAAACCACUGGAAAUUUUCAGAAAUAAAUGAGGCAUCAGCAUUUCCAUAGUAAGUACUGUCUUAAUUUUAGAAAUAAAAAAGUUUCCUUUGCAUUGUAAUUUAUCAUAAAAUAUUUUAAGGCAAGCGAGGAAUGAGUUUGAUUUUUCUUUUUUUAAUUUAUAGGAAAGCAGUAAAAAAAAUAGACUUCUUGAAACUCGGGGCUACUCCUCUAUCUUUAGCUUUUGUGCUCAAGUAUUUUAGUAUGUCCUCUUACAGUGAUAAGAAGUCAGAGUGGAUAGAGUUUAAGGGUAGAGUUUUAACCUUAAACUGAGAAUAUUCUGGCAUCUGUUUCUUUUAACAGGAUUUUUUUUUUUAAUUUUGCAUGAUAUAGUAUUAAAAAAAAUUCAGUGCUUUGAGAGAAAGAAGGUAGAAAGCUUCAGCUUCAUUUUGAUUAUUUCACAUUUAAAAAAUGCUAAAUCUUUCUUCAUUGUUGUCAGGAUUACAGCAUAGGCCUCUCUCUCCAUAGGGCAGCCACGGUCAUUCAUCAAGAUUUAGAAAUUUCCUACAGUAACUGGUGUAGUCCUGGUUUUACCUAAUGUUAGUGAAACCCAAAUCAGUGCCAUGAAGCACAGUGUAUCAUGCCAUCGGCAUGUCCUAACUUUUAUCAGACAAAAAUAUAGCAACUUGCUCUGUGUAUAGUCAGAUUUAUCUCUCAAACAGUGUGGAAAAAAAUAGAAUCCUACUAAAGAUGUAGUUACUAGAUAAGUACUGUCUUAAAAAACUAAGACGUUUUAAAGUAAAAUUAAAAUGUCUUUUACAAGUGGUGGAUUUGCUCACUUAUAUAGGGCUUUUAAUAUAAAAGAAAUUGCCCUUUCAACUGCUAACAAUAAGUUAUUUUCUCCAGUAGACCAAACCAUUAAACUACAAGUAACAAACCCAUGUAAGAUGCAAUCUGGGGAUCAUGAAGUGUUUGGGCUGUGAAAAAUUGGGAACAAAAAACAAAGCUAAGGUAUUAUUCUCAAAGUGUUAAUCCUUUUUGCCACCUACACACUAAUGUUUGCACUAGCUUUAUGUCUGCCCAUCUGACAUGAUCUGGAGAGUGGUCUGUGCUGUAAGGUCAGGGAUAUUGGGUCCACACCCAAACAAAGCUAUUCACUGUUUAAAAAUCCAGUAGUUAAUGUAGAGUGGACGUGCUGCAAUAUAAAACUGUUUCCUUUUAGCUGUUAGAUAUAACUUGCAGUUGUAGUUGUCUGUUUAGACCAGUUUACUUAUUUGGGCAAAUCUGCUGCAUGUCUAGAUCCCUUUAGGGAAAUAAAAAAUUAAGCUUAGAGUUCUGUAUGCUAGCUUCAGAAGAGUCUGUCUAUAUGAAAGAGCCUACCAUCUAUCCCAUAAUAAGUUGAGCAUAGUCAGUAGAAUUUAUUGGACACAUUCUGCACAUAGCCAAUUGGCAUAUGUUUCCAGCCUGGCACUCUAUUUUUCUCAUCUACACAAGGGACAAACAGAUCUGUAGCUCCAUUUGCCUUGUGACAGCUCAACAUCUAGCCAAAUAAACUAUGUGAAUGAGCCAAAUUUUUGAUGAAUGUCAGCUAGAUGCAAAGCCCUAGGUAAAGCUGUGCACUAUGUGAGAUCUAGCUCAUUUUUAAGUUCUGCCUUCCAAUAGUUUGAUUUAGCAUUCUGCCAAGAAUUUACAGUUGCAAUUUCACUGAGAUUUUCAAAGACCAGUAUCACUUCUUGGCUUACAUAAAGGUAGAUAAUUGUCAAUAAUUGUGCAUGGAAUCAAUAUUUUGACUAUCUAACAUAUUUUUUUUGGAAAGUACACAUCUUCCAUCAACUGCCAUUUUAAGAUGUUAUAUAAGUGGCUUAAUGAAAGCAUUGAUUUUUUUUUUUUAAGCUUGUCCUGAUGUAAGUUACCCAACGCAUUAUUUUCAUUGCCGGUUUCUUUUUGGUUGCAUAUGCCUUUUUGUUAAUGAGAAAAUAUGUGAACUGCAUGCAAAGAUUGCUUGGAUUUGGAUCAUUAGGUGGCUCAACAGUCAGGCAUUUGAGGUCCAUUAAACUCCAAGAACAGAGUUCUUUAAUAUUCUCUCUUUGGAAAACAUGACAAAUUUCCUGUUACCAAAGAGUAUAAUAUGUUUGUUUGAAAACCAAAGGACAUAUCCUUAUUUUGCAUGCAUGGUUUUAGUGCAUCAGAAUAAAUAUAUAGCCUUGGAUUUCUGGAAUGUCAUAGGGCCUUCAACUAAACCAUUGUGUAAAUACCUAGCUAAUUUGACAAGGAUGGUGAUACUGAAAACCACAGGGUAAACAAAAAUCACAGCAGGCUAGGGCAGGUAUUUAUUUUAAAAUCUCCGCCCCCCCCCCCCAACCCUAGUAUGGCAUACUGAUGCUUGUCUGAAGGGACCAACUGACUUGCAAAUAUAAGGAAACAGAUAGUUCUGCAUUUUGUAUUUUAACUAUGAUGAUACUAUCCCCAGAACUACAUAUCCACCAUCUGAAGAUGUGGUGGUUAAAGCUGCUGUCAGACAAUGAUUAUUAUAUAUAUUAAUCUCCCCAUGGAUAUAAAAUGCUGGGUUAAUUGUAAUUAGGUUGUGACCAUUUCAUGUUGAAUCCCUUUCUCCCCUUAUGACUAGUGAUCCCAGUGUUCUAGCCACGCUGCAAUUUGAUCUUUCUCUAACUUUCCUAUAAAAAUCUGAGUAGCAUUUGUCGCACAAGUGAAUUACUGUGAAGACUCCAUUAUAUUGCAUUGACUCUGCUGACUGGAUUUUAGAAUAGGUGACUUACUUAAGCAGCCAUAAGGAAUAAUACUUUAUUCAAAUAUGAAUCAAAGCUGAUAUUUUUGUUUGUUUUUUAAAAGGCAAUUAUAGCUCAUGGCCCAUUCCUGACUUUUAUUCAGGUUAUUUUUUGCGGAUUAUUUUCCCUGUGUUUUCAUCUUUUAGUGGGUGUAGGUUAGGGAUGUAAAUACUGUUUAAAAAGUAAACCGUUUAAACUAUUAAAAUUAUAUUGUUUAAUCGGUUAACCUAUUAAACAGAGAGGCGCUGGGGUUGGCUGGUCGGCCCGGGGCUGGGGCCAAGGUCAGCUGGUCCGGGACUGGGGCCACUCCAGCUGGCUGGCCCGGGGUUGGGGGUUAACGGUUAGGGUGGGUUAACCAGUAAGACUAACGCUUACUGGUUAACCAUUUAAUAUUUUAUAUCCCCAGUGUAGGUGCUUUAAGUUUACCCUCAUACCAAUAGCAAGGGGAUAGGUGUCUUGAAAAUAACUCGGACAUUUUUUUUUCUCUUGUUCUUUUCCCAACCACUGCAGAUCUCUAUAAUCACUCUUGUGUUUGUCUUAAGGAAUGAAAGUGCUCCCAAGCCCAGCCCAACAUGAUGCCUCAGAACUGGGGUGGAUAUUUAGCCUUUCUUUUCAACAUAAACUUCAAACCGGAAUGAUUAUAAUGGAGUCAUACAGUGGGAUAAACUGAGUUUCUCUUGCAGCAUAGCAUGUAAAGGGUGGUGGUUUUCUUUUGGAGGUCAUGGAAGCCUGGUCUGUGUGUUAAGCAAAGGCAUUGUGCUUUUCCCUCUCAACUCCAUAGUCAGUUCUGUUUUCUAACUUAUCACAUAAGUAGCUCCUGUCUCCUUUUGAAUGGAUAUUAGGACUUAUCUUAGCCACUGUGUGGGUAGGGCCAUGUGGGCAAAAAAGCCAGAUUUGUAUUUGGUAAGCUAGUAUCGCUGCACAUUUGAGGCAUGAAUCAGCAUUGGGUGUCAUGGAAUUUACAAUCCUAUAAAUAUGAACACCUGUCCAUUUUUUUUGCAUACACUGUAUGGGUAACAUUACAUAGGGUUGUCUGAUUUUAGGGUCUUAUUCAGCUAAAAUGGGCAGUGAGGCAAUAAGCCUGCAAAAUCCACACACUUGGCAUCUAAUUCACCUAAAAACAAAAUUAUAUCUUGCAAUUGUGGCUCAGACUUGCAAAUAAUUCAUGAAGCUUUUUAAGCCUCUUCUGGAAAGCUGAACACGUCAUGCCUAUUUAAGCAGCAUUUUACUAAAUUAAUGGAGCUUCUGGAACCACAUUUUGCUAGUCAAAUUAGUAACUCUAAGAAAAUAUGAGUCAAACUACACCAGCUGGGCAGCUCCUCUUCUAACUGUUUUUAGGAGAGAAUCAAAUGACUUCUUCUCUAUUCUAUCAGUAAGGGAUGGAGAAGAGAAGGAGGAGCAGGACACCAGAAAUGGUCAUCAGUAUCCACUUUGAGAGAAUUUCAGUUCCUGAACUGCAGUAAGGCAAGGCUUGCUGGAAGCCUCAGAAAGCUGCUGUGGUUCAGCACCCCCAGAGCCAAGUUUUUGCUAACUAGUCAUUGAUCAGGAGAAAGAAUCAGUGAAUUGCCAUUUCAAUGCAGGCAGAUGGAUCUAAAUGAAGAUUUAAAUAAGUGUGUUACAGAAGAGAGGAAUUUAUAAAGUGGGUAAUAGUAGGGUGAAAAGACAGCAAGUGAGAAAAAUUGGAACCCUUUUUUUUCCAGGGGAAACGAGAUAGUUGUGUAUGUAAGACAGAGCCCCUAAUAUCAGGAUGGUCCCGAUAAUAUCAGGAUGUCUGGUCACUCUAGCUAAGGGUAUUGGCUCACCAUUCAGCAGCCCUUUAAAUGGAAGAUACCUUAGUGUCUGAGAAACUUGAAAACACAGUAGCUCUAAUUGCUGCUUCUAUGUCAGGGCCAAACCUUUAUGUAUUUGAUACCAAACUACAAAUGUUGGACUGAAAAACACUGUACAUAUUAUUUUGUAGGUAUUUUGUAUAGUCACAAUUCCAGUAUUUAUGUAAGGUAGGACAUUUGAGUACUUUCUAAAAAGAAAUAAAAUCCAUCAUGCAUAAUCAAUUAAAUAUAACUGUUAAUUCUGUUUGUAAUACAUAUCUGAUCCUGUGGAUUCCAAUCAUGAUUGUUCCUGUGUAUGAUGAAAACAGACGUGAUUAAACAUCCUAGUUUUUUACUUAUUCUCGAAAAGAAUAAAAUUAAUGUAUAAUGUUUUUAUUAUUCUAAGAAAAAAAUAAAAAAUUCCAUCAUGUAAA
Molecule: messenger RNA, 7709 nt
Organism: Mauremys mutica (yellowpond turtle)
Lineage: Eukaryota; Metazoa; Chordata; Testudines; Geoemydidae
Product: solute carrier family 35 member E2A-like
Exons: 10
Coding region: 752-1981 (409 amino acids)
Cellular component (GO): Golgi apparatus
Molecular function (GO): antiporter activity
Source: RefSeq, a predicted model, not a curated record